AUGAUCCUGCAGACGUCCCCAGGCGAUUUCGACGCGGUGUACAAUCAUGGACUCGUGCUGCAGGAGCUGGCAGCCAGGGUGCGGAUGGGAAUCGAGGGUGGGGAGCGUGAGGGGGACAUCAAGCAAGUGUGGCAGCUGUUGCGGGAGGCUUGUGACCGAUAUUCACGUGCUCUGGAGAUUCGUCCCAGCUUCCAUGCUGCGCAGUACAACUGGGGCGUGGCUUUGAGUGAGCUGGCAGGUCUGAUGAAACGCGCUGAUGGCCAUCAAGCCCUGUACCAUUUGCAUGACGCAGCUUUGAGGUAUUCGCAGUCCCUGCAGGGCAACCCUAACAACCCCCAGGCACUCAACAAUUGGGGUUUAGUACUUCAGGAGGUCUCCUCAUUCCACACCGACCUGGAGGUGAAGCUGAUGCUGGCAGCGCAGGCCAUCGACAAGUUCCGCCGGUCUCUGCGGCUGCAGCCAGACUUUGACCAUGGAUGUUACAACCUGGGUACAGUCUUCUACACACAUGCCAGCACCCUCCGCACCCAGCUGCGGCGCACAGAGGAUACCAUCAUCUCUCAGGCGGCAUUGGACUGGCUGGCAGCAUUGAGUGCGCUGAACGGGUCGGAGCUGGGAAGUCAUGAAGCAGUGGAUGCCAUGAUGCAGAAGGCCGCACAGUACAUUGUGCUGGCCUGGGCCCUGCAACCAGGCAAGGAAGUGUACAGCCAAUCUGUGAAGGUUGUGCAGAAUAUGCUCCCCAGGCCCUUCCUUAGGGUGGGAUAUCUCAAGGCCCCCAAGUUGAGCACACUGGGGGGACCAACAGAGAGUUGGGAACGGCAAUUUUUUGCUUUGGACCAGGGGACGCUCCGCUCAGGUAGUGCCCUGCAGCUGACGAUGCGAUCAAGGGGUCGUGCUGCUUCCCCUCCCAUAGCCGAGGUGCCAACAUCUGAAGAUGACUAUGUUGUGGACUUGGCCGAUGUCAUAUCUGCCGUGCGCUGCUUGGAGCUGAGCCUGCCUGAAGGAGAGGCGUUCUGGAUCGGGCUGAAAAGCAGGCCACAGGGCAUGUACUUUGUUGCUGAAGACAAGGAAACAGCCGAGGAGUGGGUGGAUGUGCUGACACUCAUGCAAAACAUCCAUUCGCAGCAAAAGGCGAAGUCUUUAGCCACAGUGCUAUCACCGGGCAAGGCACACAGGAGCACCGAGUGA
This is a messenger RNA of Ostreobium quekettii, 1188 nucleotides long. Lineage: Eukaryota; Viridiplantae; Chlorophyta; Ulvophyceae; Bryopsidales; Ostreobiaceae. The record is from the annotation of a GenBank genome assembly.